CGCGAGAGCACGAUGACGUGUUUAGACGCAUGAUUUUUGCUUGUCAACUUGACCAUGACAUCUAUUGUGUGACUUCUAUUGUAUAAGCAGUUUUAGCCUGUCUCCAUACUGUACUGUCUUCGAUGAUACAGCACGUUCUUAUUAUACCUCAGUGAUACAGACAAUCCAAAAAUGGCAUUCAAUAUUUUUAAACAAUCGUUGUGUGCAAGUUUUGGCGUUCUGCAGAGCCCAUAAACUUUAACCUUUGAGGCAGAGGUUCAAGCGCAUGCGUACUACAAAGACCAACGUCUAGCGCCAUGGCGGAUGAGAUAGCAAAAGCUCAGGUUGCCCAGCCCGGGGGUGAUACAAUCUUCGGCAAAAUCAUUCGCAAGGAGAUUCCUGCAAAAAUAUUAUUUGAAGAUGAUCAGUGCAUAGCCUUCCAUGAUGUUACCCCACAGGCACCUACUCAUUUUUUGGUUGUCCCAAGAAAACCAAUUGUACAACUGUCAAAAGCAGAGGACAGUGAUGCGGCUCUCCUGGGCCACAUGAUGAUAGUGGCCAAGAAGUGUGCCGAGCAGAUCGGCCUGCCCAAGGGCUACAGGCUGAUCUUGAACGACGGGCCCGACGGUGGCCAGUCCGUCUACCACAUCCACAUCCACGUGAUGGGCGGACGCCAGUUGGGCUGGCCCCCCGGCUAACUGUCCACGCAGACCGUCUACCGGCCUGACUACCAUCCGUCAUCUCUUUAUCCCCAGAUAGUCCAAUGCUGUCCCGAUGCAACUUAUUUCACUGUCAAAUCUGUCACGUAGACCUACUACUUAUUUCACUGUCAAGUCUGUCACGUAGACCAACUACUUAUUUCACUGUCAGUCUGUCACGUAGACCUAAUGUGAUGAUAUAUCAAUGGUAAAUAAAUGCACUUCACAAGCC
Messenger RNA from Oncorhynchus mykiss (rainbow trout), 909 nucleotides. RefSeq names its product histidine triad nucleotide binding protein 1 (gene hint1). The record is from RefSeq and is a predicted model, not a curated record. NCBI's taxonomy places the organism in Eukaryota, Metazoa, Chordata, Actinopteri, Salmoniformes, Salmonidae. Gene Ontology annotation, molecular function: catalytic activity.